AAUUGAAUGAGAUUUUUAUCCAUUUCUCUCCCAUUUACGGGAACCAUCUACACACUUUCAACUCCCACUUCUACACCGCCACACACAUACACACACUAAAUAUCUCUCCCUCUAGAAUUCUCUAUGAACAUCUCGCCACUCUCUUUCUAAACACACACAAAUACACGUAAUGUUGGGAAUGAGAUGGACUCCCCCAAGACCGCCAUCCUACUGCUCCUCCGGCUACGAGCUCUUUCCCUACUAACUUCUUUUUCCACCGAUUCUCAAUUCGAAGAAUUCAGAGGCGGCGUCCUUUCUCCUCUGGCGGAUUCGCCACCAUCUCGUCGGAAAUCCGGGGUCCCAUCGUGCGUGUUUCUCCUCUCCAAAGGCUAUCUCCGUGAGUCAAGGGUGGAGUCAGGAAAAUUCAAGUUAAAGAGUUUUAAGCGAACAAGGUUGAGCAGCGAAGUGGUGGAGGAAGUGCUAUUGAUACAAGACAUUUUAUUCACACUUGGUUAG
Messenger RNA from Salvia splendens (bonfire salvia), 495 nucleotides. RefSeq lists its product as uncharacterized. NCBI's taxonomy places the organism in Eukaryota, Viridiplantae, Streptophyta, Magnoliopsida, Lamiales, Lamiaceae. The transcript has 4 exons. The coding region runs from base 184 to 495 and encodes 103 amino acids. The record is from RefSeq and is a predicted model, not a curated record.